GUGGACGAAGACUGGAAGUAUGUUGCAAUGGUGCUGGACCGAUUAUUCUUGCUGCUCUUCUCAGUUGCCUGUUUUUCGGGUACCAUCACCAUACUUCUUCAGGCGCCAACACUCUACGACACUCGACAGGCCAUAGAUUUGCAGUAUCGGCCAGUGAACAUAACGUGAUACUGAUAUAA
Messenger RNA from Gongylonema pulchrum, 179 nucleotides. The record is from the annotation of a GenBank genome assembly. NCBI's taxonomy places the organism in Eukaryota, Metazoa, Nematoda, Chromadorea, Rhabditida, Gongylonematidae.